Zea mays is the source of this 2152-nucleotide messenger RNA. RefSeq lists its product as uncharacterized. NCBI's taxonomy places the organism in Eukaryota, Viridiplantae, Streptophyta, Magnoliopsida, Poales, Poaceae. The record is from RefSeq and is marked validated.
CGUCGCUCUCUCCUUCGCCUUUGCCUGCCCCAGUCGGUGAGGCGAGGAGCGUGGAAUAUCGCGAUGCUCGAUUCAAGCUGCAACAAACUCCCUCACUCGACAGUACCUCCCGCUGCUCCUCUAGCCAUUUCUUGCUGCUGCUACUACCUAAGCUAACAUAGCCUUGAUGCUGCUAGCGCAUGACCUACGCUCACUAUAAAUAAGAAUGCAAUAAGAAUAAGAUUUUUUUUCAACACAAAAGUUCUCUUAAACAAGAUAAAGAAACAUAUCUAUUUCAUAGAUAGAUUUACAAUAUGUUCCCUAUGCUAAGUUGUUAACUGGGUUCACAAAUGGAGAAGAGAGAUGUAAUGGCAAAAACAAUGCUGGAAGCUACAAAGCAAUACCAGGCUGGACAGUUCACCUCGUGCAGACCAUGUUCUUGGGAAGAUAAAUCAAGAACCAAACCAAGAUACGUCAACAAGAGAAUCAACCUGCUUUCUAGGGGACUUGGAUGGCUUGACAAGAGCAAGUCAUGCCCCUAAAGUCAAAAGUUUACCAAAAAUAACUAUCUGGGUUCAUGACUUCUGGUACCAGGCCCUACAUGUCAUUAUCAGAGCCCUUGUUUCUUACUAGCCUAAUUGAUCUAGAAAGAUCAUACAAAGUUGAGUUACAGUGGAGUCACUAUAUAUGAAUUUUUUUAGCAGGGAAUGCAGGAUUCUGCUGAAACAUCUUGAGGCUAAACUCAUCUAGAGUCCAAGAUGAAGUCAUAGCUCCCAACAAGAUCUAGAUUUUUCAUUAAUGCUUGGAUUGCCUGAUCACGACAACAAUGUGUUGAAAUCAACUUAUAUGUUUUAUAGGGAGAUUGAGAUUCAGCUGGUAUUUUCCAUGAAGUUUUGUAGGAAGUGUAUCUUGUACCAUAUUGAGUUUAGCUGUCAGAUAAAGUUUUGUUGACGGCAAUGCAACACCACUUAAUUGGGGAUUGAAGGUGAUGUGGUUCAUCUAAGACCAAGAUUUCUGAUUUUCUGUUUCAAGUUCAAAAUACAUGAUAGCUGCUGGAUUAUGCUGCCAUGCUGGUACUUAGGUCAGCCCUCACCUUUCUAUGUUAAACUGAAUCCAGUGAAGGUGUAAGUGUAAUUUUUUGUAGUUAGGUGUUAAAUAACUUAACAUUCACUAUAUUUUCUUGUGUUAAUGCAAAAUUCUGUUACAUUUUCCUUUUGGUGAAGUAGAAGAAGGUCAAUUUAAAUGUCCUAAAAGAAAAUCAUUGUACAGUAUCUGCCACAAGGCAGGGUUAUGGGAGGUUGGCAACCAAUUUGGGUGCAGUGCUGAGCAUUUAGGUCAUCAUUUGACAUUAACUAAGAUACUUGUAUGUGAUCUAAGCUUGCACUUCACAUUUUUUAGAACUAUACUGCUUGUGCAACCUACCAACUUUCUGCAUAUAUUUUCAUGUCGAAAAGAAGUUCUUCUUUAUAGAAAAUGAUUUCUAGGUUGACACCUCACAUGCAUAUUGUUUCCUCAAUGAUAACAAAAAUGGUGAAAGAACAACAUUCAAGUCCAUAUAUUCAUGAAUACUCUUUGAGUUAGUUUUUCAUGGUUCACUAAUAUAAGCAGAUAGUGCCUACACUUAUCAAUUUGCUAAUGACAGGUUAAACCAAACAUCGUUGUACUGAUCACAUGGGACGACACAUGCUAAAAUCAAUAUAACAGUAACUUGAUGGGACUAACAAUGCCUAACCACUAGAAAUGUUGUAGUUCUGUCACUUCUUUAAACAUUUUUUGUUGUAAUUUUACAUGGUAAUUCAGAACUCUGUUUAUGGCACAUGUUGCUCAGACAUAAUGAUCGAGUCCCUCUUCAUGGUCGGAGAAAUUGGGGGCAAUGACUACAACCUACCUCUCGUCUCCAAAGUGCCGAUUGAAAAGAUUUGCUCAUUCACACCAAGUGUCAUUGUCAAAGUUUCUUCAACAAACACCGUGAAUGUCUACGUCAUUUUAUAUGUUGUUGCUGCUGCUGAGCUGACAUAUUAUAUAGAUAGUAAUGUAACUGAUUGGAGUUUGCAGGAAUUGAUUAGGCUAGGAGCCAAGACUCUGGUAGUUCCUGGGGGUUAACCUCCCAACUGGGUGUGUUCCAAAAUACAUGUUGAAAUUCAAGAGUGAUGACAAAGAAGAUUAUGAGCCG